Molecule: messenger RNA, 525 nt
Organism: Lactuca sativa (garden lettuce)
Lineage: Eukaryota; Viridiplantae; Streptophyta; Magnoliopsida; Asterales; Asteraceae
Biological process (GO): DNA repair; telomere maintenance
Molecular function (GO): DNA helicase activity
Source: RefSeq, a predicted model, not a curated record
AUGCAUAAACUGUUUGGAGGCAAGACCAUUGUAUUUGGAGGUGACUUAAGACAUAUUCUUCCAGUAAUACAAAGAGGAAACCGUACGGAUAUUGUGUGGGCAUCAUUGCAUUCAUCCAAAUUAAGGUGUGAAUGUACGGUUUUACGUUUAACAAUAAACAUGAGGCUUCAAGUUGGUUGUCAAACUAAUGAUUUGGAUGAGAAAAAAGUAUUUGCUGAAUGGAUUCGUAAAAUUGGUGAAGGUAGUAUUGGUGGUCGUAAUGAUGGUGCAGCUGAAGUAGAAUUUCCAGAAGAUGUUAGCGUUCGCUCUACACGCGACCAUAUCCAUUCAAUUGUAUCAAUUAUUUAUCCAGCAUCUGAAAACCAUCUUGAUGAUCCAUCAUAUUUUCAAGAUAAAACUAUUUUGGUCCCUACAAAUGAAGAGGUCGAUGCUAUCACUAACUACAUGUUAGAAUUGAUGAAAGAUGAAGGGAAAACUUAUUUGAGUUCAAAUUCUUUAUGUGAGACAUUCAACAAAUUGUUUUGA